This is a messenger RNA of Homarus americanus (American lobster), 2681 nucleotides long. RefSeq lists its product as uncharacterized. The coding region runs from base 217 to 1227 and encodes 336 amino acids. The record is from RefSeq and is a predicted model, not a curated record. The transcript is spliced from 8 exons. NCBI's taxonomy places the organism in Eukaryota, Metazoa, Arthropoda, Malacostraca, Decapoda, Nephropidae. Gene Ontology annotation, molecular function: protein binding.
CUGGUAGACGGAUCCUCUGGUUGUUUGGGAUAAUAUCUGAGGAGACUACUGCUGCUUUAUAAGAGCAGUAUUGCCUUGUGUUCACAGCCAGUUCAUUCAUCUACUGUUCGCUGGUGUGGACCUCAUGAGGAUGUGUUUGCUGUGACGAGGGUGUGACUGCUGCCAAGGUGUUGUGGCGGAGGUGAUGAUAGUACUGUUGACGGGGACUGCAGUAGGAUGGAGGAGGAGGGCAGUGUGCAGUUUAUACAACAGAAAAACAAUGUUCCCACCUGCUGUACAUUCCAUCCAAAGGAUCGAUAUGCAUUCGCAUUUGGUGGAAGUGAAGGAGAGAUAACAUUAGUCAAUGCUCUGCGAGGGGAGAUAGUGCGUUCAGUUCCACUUGGCUCUCUUAGUCUUGCACGAGCCAUCAACGCUCUCAAUUUCACUCCAGACGGCUCUAAGGCCAUCACUACCUCUGUGUCUCGGAAGGUGAACAUUGUGGAUAUCGAACGAGGGACCCCAGUACUAGCGUAUGAUAACUGUGCAAGUCCUAUUGAUGUUCGGCAGCCACUUGUCGUGCACCCAUCUCUACCGUACUUGGUAGCCUGCACCACGGUCAAUGCUCGAGGCAUCACACUUCUUGAUCUCAGGAUGCCACUUCCAUUUGAUUUCAUCUAUGAUUUGCAUGAGGACAGCAUUAAUGACAUGUGCUUCCUAGAUGGCUCAUGGCCUUGGGGGUCUGGAAAAGCUGUCCUGGUAUCUGGGUCAGCUUUAGGAGAGGUGAAGGUGAACAGCGUUGAUGGACGUCCAAUAUGUUCCUUCACUGCCCAGCCUCCCAUUACCUGCUUGUACCCCUCCCCAGAGAGCUACAAUACCUCAGUCUCCAGUGGAUAUCCCAGUGUGAUGAUGGCCAGCACAGGCGAAGGGCUGGUGUGUUGGUGUGUUGGAGAGCGGCCAUGGAAGUGGGAGAUCCAAAAAGUAAACCCUGGCCGGGUGACCCGCAUGAAGUACACUGUCAGUGGUGGUGUGCUCUACACUGCUCAAGGCAAGACUGUGUACAGGUAUCGUCGUUAUCCUGAGCGCCAUCAGGUUAUUGGGCAAGUGUUCAGUCACACAGCGCCAAUAUUGGAUCUGGACUUGUCCCCCUACAAUGAAUAUCUCAUUACUGCGGGGAAAGACAACAUGGUCGGUCUUCUUCAUCUAGGGGCUCCAAAUCAUGGCUGGACGCAACGAUAUGAAUUUACUUGAGGAAUUCACCAUCAUACAUGGGCUGUAUUUCAGUGAAAUUAUUCAUUGAUUUUUUACUUUUAAAUCCUCUUCCUGGUGUAGACGGCUGAAAACAAAAGCAUUACCGUCACAAAUUUUCACUUUAUUCAUUCUUACUGUUGUUAAAGAUUGUUGUCCUGUGUUACUCCCCUUUUACAAGGACCCAAAUCUGAUUUACCCCGUCACCUCCCACAUGCCAGCAUCACCCAUCAGCAACCCACCUCUUCUCUAAAUUCACUUGAUACCUCAAUCUCUGCACCUUAAUGUACGUACAUUGUUGCUUCAUGGCUGCCCAUUCCCCGUACUACUAGUGAACUGUAUCUCCUUAUCCUUCCAUCUCCUGUGUCUCAUACACUCUUAACUAUUUUUUUUUAUUAUCCAUUCUCUCAUUAUACGACACAUACCACCUGAGCAGAUAACUGGUCUGCUCUCUAACCAACAUUUCUCUUGCUCUCACAUCUCUUUAUUUCAGUACAGUGUUACUUAAUAUGCAUUUCCUAUUUACUCCACAAGUUACUCUCUGGUAUGUCCUUUCUCUUCCUUCGAAUUUCCUUCCUCCUUCACUUACAUUUCUCUCAAUUAUCAUAUUUAUCAGAAGUUGUUCAAAGUAUUCCCCUUAUAUUUAUUUUUUCCUUCCAAUACAUUCACUCUUUCAUUCUUAACUGCUCUUCUCACUAGAUUUUUUUUAUGUUGCAACAAACUUUUAUCUGAUAAAUAAUUCAUCUGCUCUUUAUUUACAUACUUUCAUCAUUUUCUUCACUUUCUAUCUGUUCUCCUAUCGCCCUUCCUUCCUUCCUUUAUUCUUUCAGGUAACUAUGGGUCAUGUGUGCCCUUCUCUUCUCGUCCCACCAUUCCCCCCUUUUUCUUCCUCUCUUUAUUUGUAGCCACUGUAUCUACACACUUUAGCUACAUCCUUUGUGUCUUUUCUGUUCCUAUUUUUCUUCAUUUCUGGUGCCUUUACCUCCAUUCUGUUUCUUAAGCUUUUGACUUUUGUAACCUUUUUCUUACCUCUAUGAAUAUCUCAGGCUCAAUCUUCUUUAUACUGCACUGCUAAUCAACCUUCUCUCAGAACAGGUUUCUAUCAGUCUCUCUUUAUUUCUAUUCAUCCCUGAUCUUGCAUAUAAAUUCCCUGUUAGUAUCACUAGUGCAUUACAUUAAAGCUUUUCAUGUCUUACCAGAUUCAUUCUCUCUCUCUCCUUUUGCUCGUCACAUUCUGUGGUACUUAUUAUUUACUCGCUAUAAUCCAAUUUUCUUUCCUCUUAACCUGACCCGUAAUAUUCUGGGAGUGACCAGCUUAUAUUUCAUCACGUAUUAUCUUAUUUCAUCUCUCAACAACAAUUCUAUCCCUUUUUUUUUGCUUUUAUUAUCUCAGAUCAUCAUCAUUCAAUUCUUAUCACUUGUUCUUUGCUCACCUCUCCUUACCAGUCUUUUUUUUU